GACGGUGUUGGGCUACUUUUUGCGGGCCGGGGCUGGGUUGGCUGCCAGCUGGGUGAAUGUCGUGAACAGUCGCCGAGUUGGGUUGGCUCCAGCCUCCCGCACGAACGAUAACUGGUUGGAGAUCUCGCUCGGUAGUUUGAGUCGUUGCGGUGGGAUAAGACUGCGAGAGAUGAAAUGAGGAACUAUCAAAUGAGCAAGGCAGGAUGCAAUAAACCGCAGAGGAGAAUGCCAAGUGAAACAAAAGAGACUGGUUCUUCUGAUUCCUCCUCGACUCUCAGCGGACUCAACUAACUAGCAGCUAAACCGGCUAACGUUAGCAGACUUAACGCUGGCUAACCUACUUUACGGAUUGACUGUAUGAGGUGGAUUCCCCUCCGUGUUUACACUUUGAAGCAUCCCCUCUCUCCAGCCCGCUGUCCGUGGAUCUCAUUGACAUUUGCUCCCCAUGGCAGCGGUGGUUAGCUACACUCCACCAUGGUGGGUGAACCUGCUGCACAGACUUCCACAUUUCAACUUAAGGUUCGAGCAAACGAGCAGUGACUUCAGACCAGAAGACUGGACGUAUCAACAGUCAAUCCUGUUACUGGGAGGUGUGGCGCUUGCCUGUCUGGCUCUGGACCUCCUCUUCCUGCUCUUCUAUUCCAUUUGGCUGUGCUGCCGGCGGAAAAAAAACGAGGAGCAGCCCAACGCCGACUGUUGCUGCACAGCUUGGUGUGUCAUUAUUGCAAUGCUUGUCUGUAGCGCUGGUAUUGCCGUCGGUUUCUAUGGGAACGGCGAGACUUGUGAUGGAGUGAAUCGAAUGACGUAUUCUCUCCGCCAUGCUAACCGCACGAUCACUGGAGUGCAGAAGUUGGUCUAUGACAGUACUUCCUCACUGAACCAGACAGUUGAUGACAAUCUGCAACAGCUUGAGGGGCAGUAUGCACAGCAUGCAGACUACCUGUCCAUCAUCCAAAAGCUGCAGGGCCAGCUGGAUGAGCUGGUCAGACAGAUGGUGGAGAUUCCCUUCUGGGAAAACUCCAACAUCUCCCUGGAUGAGUUUGCUGGCAAGAUUGAGCUUUUUGACUGGUACAGGUGGCUGGGCUACAUAACCCUGCUUCUGUUCGAUGUCCUCAUCUGCCUUCUGGUGCUGUUUGGCCUCAUUCGCAACUCCAAAGGAACACUCAUAGCGGUGUGCCUAUUUGGUGUAGUGGCUCUGGUAAUCAGCUGGGUCUCCCUGGGGCUGGAGUUCGCUGUCUCUGCUACCACCAGUGACUUUUGUGCAUCUCCUGAUACGUAUGUCACUGAAGUGACAAAGCAGUAUCAAGUCAUCAAUAAAGAAACCCUUCAGUACUACCUUAGUUGCAGUUUGGAGCAGAGCAAUCCCUUCCAGCAGAGGCUUUCCGGGAGCCACAAAGCAUUAGUGGAAAUGCAGGAUGAUGUGUUUGAACUGCUUCGAUCUGCCACCAGAGAGUAUAUACAAACCAAGGGACGCUUGGAAGAGAUCCAGAGGAUACUGAACACCACAGAGAUCAGCCUACAUCAGCUCACUGCAUUGGUGGACUGUCGCAGCCUGCACAUGGACUACGUCCAGGCCAUGACGGGACUUUGUUAUGAUGGACUUGAGGGUCUCAUCUACCUCGUGCUCUUCUCCUUCGUCACUGCUCUCAUGUUCAGCUCCAUUGUGUGCAGUGUGCCGCACACCUGGAGAGGCAAGCGGAGCGAGGAGGACAGUGAGGACGAGUCUCUGAGCCAUGGAGGGAGGCAGAACCAUGAUAAUUUGUACCGGGUUCACAUGCCGAGCCUGUACAGCUGUGGUAGCAGCUAUGGUAGCGAGACCUCCAUCCCUGCUGCAGCCCACACCGUCAGCAACGCACCCGUCACAGAGUACAUGGCUCAGAAUGCCAACUUCCCUAAUUCUCGCUGUGAAAACACACCACUGAUAGGACGAGAGUCUCCUCCACCUUCGUACACCUCCAGCAUGCGGGCAAAGUACCUCGCCAACAGUCGACCAGAUCCCAACAACACUCCAGCGCAUUAGACCCCGACAGGCUCAUCUGGUCUGCAGCACUGAUGCCACUGAAGUCACUCAGAAAGCCCCUCCAUCAUCUUUUUUUUCCCCCAUAGAUAAUUUUUCUCUCAGUCUCUUGCUUCUUGCUGCCUGACUUGACUUAAUAUAUGAAACCAAAUGUGCUUUCGCUGGCUGGUUGAAGCAGAGCUUUGGGACAUCCAUCAAAUCUCAUCUCAUGAGUUAUGAGUGCAGGAACUUGUCUACAUCUCCUCGGCUUACGUUUACUACUGCACGAAUCAUCAUUGGUGCUGGGAAAUUAACUAUGACAUGAUGGUGUCAGGGCUGACUUUGAAUCUUUCUUUUCCUUUUUUGUCUUUAUGAAUGCACCAUGACACGUACCAGUCACAUCUAACAACUGUGUCAAGGACUCUGGAAAUGCUCAUAGACUAACAUUGAUUACUACUGGUUGUUUUGAUUUGUAAAGUACUGUACCAUACUCAGAGAGGAAUACAUUGCACAUUCAUACAAACUUUUUUUUUAGUUCAUGUAUGUUUUUUGUCUCCUCUAAAGCAUGACAUACAGGAAAAAAGAAAAAACUUUUUUUUUUCUCAGUUCCUCAGCACUGCUUUCUGCUUACUGGCUUAAAAGUACAAGGUAUUGUUAUUUUUAAUGUCUACACGUGACACAUGCACCACACACUUGGAUUUCUCUGGCACUGGCAUGCUGUUGCAUUUUUGUCUUAAACCUGAUUUCUGGAAACCGCUUUCCUGCAGUAUUGCACGUCUUAUAGUCCUUUGAAAGAGAACUUUAUUUUCUUUUUCCUUUCGAGACCCUGUUAUUUCCUGUGGAGUGUGCGUGUUUUAUUUUUUUGUUUGUUUUCAGACUGUGUUGAGCCCCUGUUACACAGCCAGGACUGUGUGAAGCUGUGAUUGUAGCUCAUAAUUUGGAUUGGACAAAGAUGAACUGUGUUGUAGGGAAGCAGCACUUAGUGAGAUGAUUAAUUUUUCUUUUAUAUACUACUGGAAGCAGUAAAAAAGCAGACACUUUUAACUAUCUAUAUAUAUAUAGAGAGAGAGAUGGUGAAGCAGGGGAGUGUGUGAGAUUUCUUUUUUAUAUUCCUUUUUAUUUUCUUUCCCCUUACACACUUCAGGAUAGUAUGCAUUAACCAUGUCCCUGUUAAAUAAAAUCAUGUGCUCCCUUAGCAAAACUGGGACUUGUCCACACACAUCUAUAUCCGAUGAUAGCCUUCCCUGCAAAAUGAAACCGCUUCCUCCUCCCAGUGACUAACUCUCUUAAUCCAAAUGUGUAUAUAAAAAGAAAAUAUGCAUAUCUCAACAGAAAUUUCAGGAGAAGCUUCAUGCAUAGGCAGUGCAGUGUUUCUCAAAUGUGUUUUAGCAUUUAUAAUCAAAAACUGUUACGGGUGAGUGGAUGCUGUGAAGGGAUUGCAACAACUGUGCUCUCUGUACAAUCUGAAAAUUCUUUGCUACGUUUCCUGUUGAAGCAUGACAAACUUUGCAACGUGCAGUGAGAUGUUUGUACUUCUGCUUCCUCAGCUCGCUUCUUAGAUGUGCUUCGUGAUCAGUACAAGAGGUGAUGUUGAGACUGUGCCAACAAGUUAAGCACAACCCUUACUGUUUUGUUUUUUAAUCUCUUUACUUAAAGUCUGUUGAGAAAAUGAGCCUGACUGGUUCGAACCACCUAUAUUCUGUUAAACGUUAUUACACUGAUGCAGUUUUUCUCCUUUAGAUAGUCAUACUCUUUGUUGUUUUGUAAUGCAAUGCUAUUAUACUGGUUAUAAACUAUUACAAAAUGAAGAAAAAAUUGUGAAAUUGGCAUUUUAAUUUCUUUCAUUUCUACAUUUUUAAACAACUUUUUUUCUAUUGGGUUUGCUAGUUUAUUGUUUUUAGUUUAGAUUUGUAGAAGCACCGUGUGUUACUUCAUUAAUGUGAAUAUGGUAAAUAGACUUAAAUUUUUCAUUAAAAUUUUUGUGGAGGAAAAAAAAAUCACUGUAGAUGUAACUUUUUUGUAAACACUGUGGUCGUCUUGAGCUUGAAUGCUGUGUUUCAAAAUUAAAGAAACCUUAAAUGUA
Messenger RNA from Haplochromis burtoni (Burton's mouthbrooder), 4079 nucleotides. RefSeq names its product tweety family member 3a (gene ttyh3a). Bases 446 to 2020 code for a protein of 524 amino acids. The record is from RefSeq and is a predicted model, not a curated record. The transcript is spliced from 15 exons. Lineage: Eukaryota; Metazoa; Chordata; Actinopteri; Cichliformes; Cichlidae. Gene Ontology annotation, cellular component: plasma membrane. Gene Ontology annotation, molecular function: intracellularly calcium-gated chloride channel activity; volume-sensitive chloride channel activity.